Messenger RNA from Cyclocybe aegerita, 429 nucleotides. The record is from the annotation of a GenBank genome assembly. NCBI's taxonomy places the organism in Eukaryota, Fungi, Basidiomycota, Agaricomycetes, Agaricales, Hemipholiotaceae.
AUGGACACCCCCCUUUGGGCACCGCCUGUCUGUCCCAACUCUACACGCGCACUUACCAAACACGCCGGCCCUGCCCCCUCUUCUUCUCCCCGGCGCGUGGGUCCGUCCAGCACAGCACACCCACAACCGCAGGAGCGUCAAGGCGCACACCUAUACUCAUACUCUUACGAGUCUGAAAAUGAACAUUCCCCGAUGAUCCUGGAAUAUCCCCCGCCGCCGCCGCACAGCUUUGAUGAGGUGCCGCCGGCCGCGAUGCUACAAUCCAACUCUGAUUUCUCUGACUCCCCCAUUGCAAUCGCUUUUCGGCCGACCUCGUCCACCCCUAACCCGCUAAUCACCCUCGCCCCUCCGCUCACCUCCUUACGCCAAACCACUCCAUACCCCCCGUCUGCCCACCACGCACACCAUCAUCCACAUCACCUUACCUGA